CCAGUCAGAGCGCGCGCGUGGGAAUCAUUUGGUCUCGCGCGCAGCUUCACGGACGCUUCCUCAUAACGCGCGUCCAUAAACCGGAAUAAAGUACUGCUAAUAACUACCUUUAUUUGGAUGUCAAGUGAAUAUCAAUGUCUCCGUCGAGCCCGCUGCUCAGAUCAUCCUGAUAUUCCUGAGAAAUGCCCGUUUACACACGGCGCCACAGAUCGACUCCAGCGGCCUGAAACUGUCACUCGCUCACCAUGACCUCCUUCAGCUUUUUAUUUGCCCUGCUCUUCAUCAGCAGGUUUUUGGAAAAGUCUCUGCUCAGCGCCGAAGUGAAGGAUGGAGAGAUUCUUCCUCCGACCAUCCAGAAGCUGAUGAAAGGAUACAACAAAUACCUCCGGCCUUUCUUUGACAAUGGGCCUGUCACGGUGGGCAUGAGUUUAGACAUCGCCAGCAUUGACACGAUCUCAGAGAUCAACAUGGAUUACACGGCCACCAUCUUCCUGCGGCAGCGCUGGACGGACGAGAGGCUGGUGUUCGAAGGCAAUAAGAGUCUGAGUCUCGACGGACGUCUGGUGGAGCUGCUGUGGGUCCCGGACACCUUCAUCGUGGACUCCAAGAAGUCCUUCCUCCACGACAUUACAGUGGAGAACCGACUGAUCCGGAUCUUCCCCAACGGAACGGUUCUCUAUGCCCUCCGGAUCACCACCACUGUGGCCUGUAACAUGGAUCUGACCAAAUAUCCCAUGGACAAACAGACGUGCACCUUACAACUGGAGAGCUGGGGUUAUAAUGUCAAUGACGUGAUGUUUAACUGGGCGCGUGGGAACGAGUCUGUGAGCGGACUGGACACCCUGAGACUGGCCCAGUACACCGUAGAGGACCAUUACACCUCCGCGUCUGAGGCCGUGUAUGAGACAGGAAAUUAUCCCAGGCUGAUCUUUCAUUUCGAGCUGAAGAGGAGCAUCUUGUACUUCAUCCUGGAAACCUACGUUCCCUCCAGCCUGCUAGUGGUUCUGUCCUGGGUCUCUUUCUGGAUCAGCCAAUCGUCUGUCCCCGCUCGCAUUUGCAUAGGCGUGACCACUGUCCUGACGAUGACCACACUGAUGAUGGGCGCCCGCACGUCUCUGCCCAACGCCAACUGCUUCAUCAAGGCCAUCGACGUGUACCUGGGCAUCUGCUUCAGCUUCAUCUUCGGAGCGCUGAUCGAGUACGCCGUGGCCCACUUCUGCACGCUGCACCACCCCGACUGCAACAGCGCACUCGUGUACGGUCAUCACAUGCACGACUGCGAGGAGGAGAUGAACGGCAUCCUCACAACCAUCGCCAGCAACUCCUCACGGGUAAAGAGACGCAAAGACUCUGUGUCGGCGUCAGCCGGCGCUGGAGAACCGGGUCUCGGACCCGCCAGCGAAGACAAGCCCCCCGAGGGCCCGGCCGAGCCCUUCAGCCGCUGCGCCAAGAACAUGUCCAUCGCCAGGAAGAUCCUGAGAUCCAUCAACUGCUGUCACGUGGAAAACCCACAUUAUAUAGACAACUACUCCCGGUUAACCUUCCCGCUGUCGUUCGUCUUCGUGAAUCUGCUCUACUGGACCUACUACCUGUACUUUUAACCAUGUUGAAUCAUUUCUGUGUGUGUGUGUGUGUGUGUGUGUGUGUGUUGUUCAUCAUUGCUGGAUGGCUCGCCCCGUCCAGAAGUCUAACAGAAAUAGUCUGAUGCAGUAAAAUAUUAUUCAAAACUUGAUGUCCUAAAGGUAUAGUUUGUCCAAAGAGAAAAGCUCAUUUACUCGCCCUCGUGUCAAUCCAAACCGGGAUUACUUCCCGUCGAAUCUCAUUUCUGCGGCAAAUUUAAAUAUGAAAUGGUUCAAGUUUUACAUCUGUGCGUCUCAUCUUCCAGCCCACACCAUAGGGAACGCUAGCAGAG
Rhinichthys klamathensis goyatoka is the source of this 1912-nucleotide messenger RNA. It is a transcript of the gene gabrzb, whose product is annotated as gamma-aminobutyric acid receptor subunit pi. Gene Ontology annotation, biological process: chemical synaptic transmission; monoatomic ion transmembrane transport; signal transduction. The coding region runs from base 246 to 1601 and encodes 451 amino acids. The transcript is spliced from 10 exons. Gene Ontology annotation, cellular component: synapse; membrane; neuron projection. Gene Ontology annotation, molecular function: extracellular ligand-gated monoatomic ion channel activity; GABA-A receptor activity; neurotransmitter receptor activity. The record is from RefSeq and is a predicted model, not a curated record. NCBI's taxonomy places the organism in Eukaryota, Metazoa, Chordata, Actinopteri, Cypriniformes, Leuciscidae.